GAAGAAAGAAGUCAAUGACAGACAUAACAAUAACCAGGAAAAUAUUUUUUUUUGAUUUCACUACUUUCGAAAUUUUCCACAAAAUUUGCGUUUUACUGUUUGGAAUGCAUCGGACGAAUGUCUUUUUGCGUUGAACAAAAUUGAUUCGAAUCUAAUCGGGGUCAAAUCAAGUGUUGUAAUUGCAUUGGCUUUCGAUUAAAACUAAAGAUUUGGGUGUUUGCUAAAUUUUCCAUAUUUUGCCAGAGGCAAAAUAAUAUUGUGCUCGGACUCGAAAUGUCUUCUAAUCCUCAACAGAAUACCAAUGACAGUUCUUACAGCAGCAGUGAAGAAGAUGACGACCGCUGUCGUCGUCUAUACAAAAAUCGAGCAAGAAACACGCGCAACAACAACAACAAUUUUCUCGCAAAAUCUCAACCAUUGAAUCGCUCUACGCUGUUGUCAUCGUCACCAUUAGCGCAUUGUUCCACAACCGCACCAUCUCCGACCGUUCUUCAUCCGAUUGCCACUGGUCAAGCGGAAAAUCGAAUAACUUUACUCGUCGACGAUACUCGGUUCACCAUCGAUCCAGCAAUGUUUACUGCUCAUCCGAACACCAUGCUAGGUCGAAUGUUUAGCUCCGGCAUGGAAUUCACACAUCCCAAUGAGCGCGGAGAAUAUGAAGUGGCUGAAGGUAUUUCUCACUCCGUUUUUCGGGCAAUCAUCAACUUUUACCGCAACGGAAUUAUACGAUGUCCACCGACUGUGUCGGUUCAGGAACUGCGAGAGGCGUGCGAUUAUCUGUUGAUUCCGUUUGAUGCUACUACCAUACGAUGUCAAAAUUUGAGGGGUCUUCUGCAUGAAUUGAGCAACGAAGGAGCCCGAUGUCAAUUCGAAGUUUUCCUGGAAGACUUAAUAUUACCGUUGAUGGUUGGCUGCGCACAGAAAGGCGAUCGGGAGUGUCACGUAAUUAUUCUAUUGGACGAUGAUGUGGUUGAUUGGGACAAGGAAUAUCCACCCGAAAUGGGCGAAGAGUACAGUCAAACGAUUCAAAGCACUCCAAUGUAUCGAUUCUUUAAGUACAUUGAAAAUCGUGAUGUGGCUAAACAGGUGAUGAAGGAAAGAGGUCUGAAGAAGAUUCGCUUAGGAAUAGAAAGCUACCCGACCAACAUUGAGAAAAUCAAGAAACGAGCGGGCAAUCGAGCUGAAGUAUUUUACAAUUACGUUCAACGGCCGUUCUUGCACAUGUCAUGGGAGAAGGAGGAGGCCAAGAGUCGACAUGUCGACUUCCAGUGCGUUAAAUCAAAGUCUGUGACGAAUUUAGCUGAAGCAACUGCUGAUCCAGCAUUAGAAAUGCAAGUUGAUGCAGGUGGAAACCCGUUACAAGUGCAGCUAUUUCCCGAAGCCGAACCGGAACAAGAUCAAUUAUUCGUACGACUGCAGGAAGUUGAUGGUGCUGUCGGUGGUGCUCUGAACGAUGUGGUCGACGAACAAUUAUAAAAGAAAAUUUGCUAUACACUGAUCGCACUGAUUUAUAUUACAAUUUUGAGAGCCGCAUUUUUUGCUGUUUUGCCCGCAUUUUCUCGAUUUAUUUUUAUUGUGGUCGAUGUUUGGAGACAAUUUAUGGAAAACCAAUAAAAGACUCUUUUUCGUA
Messenger RNA from Bradysia coprophila, 1630 nucleotides. RefSeq names its product BTB/POZ domain-containing protein mrityu (gene mri). Gene Ontology annotation, molecular function: protein binding. The record is from RefSeq and is a predicted model, not a curated record. Lineage: Eukaryota; Metazoa; Arthropoda; Insecta; Diptera; Sciaridae. Gene Ontology annotation, biological process: positive regulation of phosphorylation. Gene Ontology annotation, cellular component: cytoplasm.